This is a messenger RNA of Mesorhabditis belari, 564 nucleotides long. The record is from the annotation of a GenBank genome assembly. NCBI's taxonomy places the organism in Eukaryota, Metazoa, Nematoda, Chromadorea, Rhabditida, Rhabditidae.
AUGGGAAAUCUUCGAGGCUCUCAACAACUAUCCGACACAUUUGUCAGUCUACCGCGAAGAGAAAAGGGACCCGAAUAUCGCAGACCGCUAUGUGGGAAAAUCAGUUAUCAUACGGCUGUACUGAUCAUCGCUACUUUAGAGGGAGCAUUUUGGCUCUAUGAAUUUAUACUUUUCCUUUUCAGUAUCAUUCAUCAUCACAAAUGGUGGAGCCUUUUGCUGACAGGAAUCGCCCUAAUACUCACUUUCUUUGCUAUAGGCUGUCUAGUUUACGGAGCUCUCAAUAAACGACCAGGAUUCGUACAGAUUCACUUGAUGUAUAUGAUUGUUUCUAUAGCAUGGUUGCUAGCAUUGGUACUUGGAUGUCUCGCUCUUACAGUAUUACCGUAUCCAACAGUCAAUAACUAUUUUGGCUAUGAUGGUAGUCAAAAAGAUGCUCGAAUAUUCGCUAUUGUGAUGGUUUGUGUUCUUGUCUUGAUGAUGAUAUCAAGGAUUUUUAUGACAAUUGUCAUCUAUCGUUAUUGGAGAAUUGUCAAAUAUCAAGUCACUCGGACAGAGAGUCUUGUU